Molecule: messenger RNA, 1666 nt
Organism: Saccoglossus kowalevskii
Lineage: Eukaryota; Metazoa; Hemichordata; Enteropneusta; Harrimaniidae
Product: charged multivesicular body protein 1b-like
Biological process (GO): vacuolar transport
Source: RefSeq, a predicted model, not a curated record
ACGAAAAUAAAUUGUGUGGCUAUUUCUUUUGGUGAUUCAUUCGCACCUGGUUAUUAGCGAAUUUUCUUGAGUUGGACAGAAGUAACCACAGAUUUUACCGUCAAGAUGACUGCCCAGAUGGAAAAACAUUUGUUUAAUUUAAAGUUUGCUGCUAAAGAUCUAGCUAGGCAAUCUAAAAAAUGUGAUAAAGAAGAAAAAGUGGAAAAAACAAAACUAAAAAAGGCAAUACAGAAAGGUAACAUGGAAGGUGCUAGGAUUCAUGCAGAAAACGCGAUUAGACAAAAGAACCAAUCAUUAAAUUUCUUGAGAAUGAGUGCUAGAAUUGAUGCCACGGCUUCUAGAGUACAAUCAGCAGUCACAAUGAAAAAAGUUACUUCAUCUAUGGCUGGUGUAGUUAAGUCUAUGGAUGCAGCAAUGAGGUCAAUGAACCUUGAAAAGAUUUCAUUGCUCAUGGAUAAGUUUGAAAAGCAGUUUGAGGACUUAGAUGUGCAAUCAAGUUACAUGGAAAACACAAUGAGUGCUACAACAACGUUGACAGUACCACAAGGCAGUGUGGACGGACUCAUGCAAGAAGUAGCAGACGAAGCAGGAUUGGAGUUGAAUAUGGAGCUUCCACAAGGUCAAACCUCAGCGAUUGGAACAGCCAGUGCAGCAUCACAAGAACAAGAUGAGCUUUCACAACGUCUAGCCAAGCUUCGGCAGAUGUAACUUAUUCUACAAGGGUGGUAGCAAUGAAAUUAAGUUAUCCCAUUUCUCACGAGGAAAUUUCUUGAUCUUGGUGAAUGACAAUCUCAGCUUUUUAUAUGAGAGUGAUAUUAUCUAGUCAUUAUGCUGGCUAACAAACAGUGUUUCUUGCAUGGGUCUCAUCUCUUUGGUGGUUCCUACCACCACCUCAAUGGGAUGGUAAUGUUGACUGGAGUAUGGAUAUACUUGCUCAUUAGCUUGGAGUAAAAUUAAAUUAUUAUUGGUAAACUUUGUAAAUCACUUCAAAUUAAGUGAGGUGUAUAGAUGGGAGAGGGUUUUUAGUCUUAGUCUUUAUUGAUAUAACUAUUACGGUAUGUCUUAUUUUGUAGAAAUAUAAAUAUUGUUGACACAUUGCCUGUUGACGCCAUGUUUUCCCGUUCAUUAUGGCUAUUCAUGGAAGCUUUCAGGAGACAUGUGUUAAUUUUGAAAUCUGCUAAUACAUAUUCAAACAACUGGAUUUUGCAGAGGCUGAGAAUAUCCAUUUCAGUAUUUGCCAAUAAACUAACUUUGUUUUUUAUAAAUUAUAUAUAGUAAUUUUAUAACGAUCACUAUGAUUCAUUAGCCCCCAGUUGAAUCUAUCAUUUGUGUGUAGAUUUAGUGUGGUCAGAUUGAAUAUGCAAAUAAGGCCAUAAUGAUGAAAUGUACACUUACUAUUUACAUCCAGUUUACCAGAUUUUUUUACCAUUUUUUUUUUUUAAAUAGUUCAACAUUUAUUGUAAUCUUGUUUUUGAAGUUUUAUUUCAUCAAGCCAGGGUCAUUGAAGAUGACUAGGAAUACUGGCUUAUGUCCCUAAUUUGUUUUAAAUGUGUGUGUGUAAUUAACAAAGCUACAUGUAUAAAUGUUUUCCCUUGCCCAUCACCAAGGGGAAAGUCCACACUAGAUACUGUAAAAUCAUUUAUUUUCACCUGGUUUUGAUUGCAAA